AUGUCCUUGUUCGCUACAAAAUUAAAGGAUUCCUUUUCUAUCACCAUAGUAAUUUUUCUAUCUGUUCAUCCAAUAUUUUUCUUUUCCAUUGUAUCUUUCUUUCAUAGGCCCUUCAUUGCUUCCCAAUCCAUCUCACAACUGCAAGUUAACUUCUUCUUCGUCCGAGGCGCAAACCCAACUCCAACUGCAACUUCUCUGCCUGUCCGGCCUGUAACUGUCUCGCCGUCCGCCCUGCAACUCUUCUGCCUGUCCGACCUACAACUGUCUCGCCGUCCGCCCUGCAACUGCAACUCCAACUUAACUUCUCUUCGGCCUCGUUCUUUCCUCCGAAAACCAAUUGUUUGUCCAGUGUCUUCUUUUACAAUAGAUUUUAUUUCGUUUCGCACGGAGUCACUGUUGUUGUCUUCUCUAUUCUUACCCGUUCUUGUCGCCAAUCCACUACAUAAUGAGGUCUUCGAAUAUGUGUCCUGGAAAGAAGUAAGUGCAACUUUCAUUAUUGUUAUGUCUCUGUUUUUUCCAAUGCAUUCCAUAACUAAAAACAUUUUAUGUCGAUCUAUCAAUCUAUCGAUCAGCAGGGGCUACAGCCGGUGA
Acanthosepion pharaonis is the source of this 591-nucleotide messenger RNA. The record is from the annotation of a GenBank genome assembly. NCBI's taxonomy places the organism in Eukaryota, Metazoa, Mollusca, Cephalopoda, Sepiida, Sepiidae.